Molecule: messenger RNA, 1069 nt
Organism: Contarinia nasturtii (swede midge)
Lineage: Eukaryota; Metazoa; Arthropoda; Insecta; Diptera; Cecidomyiidae
Product: mite allergen Der p 3-like
Exons: 2
Coding region: 53-898 (281 amino acids)
Biological process (GO): proteolysis
Molecular function (GO): serine-type endopeptidase activity
Source: RefSeq, a predicted model, not a curated record
GUUUUGUAUUCCAAAAAGUAUUUCACACUGUUCAAUUAUUAAAAGUGUUAAAAUGUCUCGUCAAACGUUUAUAAAAAUUGUGUUAUUAAUUCAAAUAAUUGGGUUGACUGUAGCAAGUUAUGUACCGUACUCCGACAAACAGGAUAGAAUUAUAAACGGGAAUAAGGCCCAAGUGGGCGAUUUUCCACAUCAAGUCUCGUUAAGACGCGUUGAAGAUUCGAAACAUUUUUGUGGUGGUGCAAUUUUGUCCGAGUACUGGAUUAUCACAUCUGCACAAUGUACACAAGAUCUGCACUCAUUGCCCGAUAACAUUUUCGUUGUUGUGGGUACCGUAAAUAUGACACGAGGUGGCCUUGAAUAUGCUGUUGAAAAAAUUGUCAGUCAUCCUCAUUUCAACUGGGAGAAAAGAAGAAACGAUAUCGCAAUGCUGAAAACCAAUCAACCGAUGAAGAUUUCCGAUGGCAAAGUUUUUCCAAUCGCUCUUCCCAGCUUUAAAACCAAUUAUACUAUUGAAAACGGCAUUGGCUUGACGGAAGUUACUCUAUCAGGAUGGGGAAGUUGUAAUGUAGAGGGUUCGAAAAUUGAACCAUCAGAAAUUCUUCGGUUUCUAAAAACAUCGCAUCUACAACGUCGAAUGUGCCGUCGCCAUUUGGGACGUGUGAAUGGUUUGUUAUUGAAUGAAAAUCAUCUGUGUGCCAAUGUGAAAGAAGGACAGAGAAUAAAUGUUGGUGACAUCGGAAGCCCACUGGUUACAAAUGAUGGACAACUUGUUGGUAUUGCAUCUUGGCAACACUCUACGGGGUAUGAAAUCGGCUAUCCUGAUGUAUACACUCGCAUUUUUCCAUACAAAAGUUGGAUAUGGAACAAUUUAAUGGAUCCAAACGACAUUUUAAUAUAAGGAAUAAGAAUAACAAUUAGGUUAUACGAUAUUAUUUGCCACAAACUGUGCGAAAAAAAGUUGUCAAUAGUAUUUUUCAUACACAAAAAUUACAUUCCAUAUAAUUUAAUAUAAUUAAUUGCUCGCUCUAUUUCAUAUAAAGUAUUUAUUAAACACAACUAUUUGAUUUUA